GGGGCCGGGUUUUGACCUUUUAUGCUCCACAGAAGGUUUUAUGUUUAAUGGAUCUUGGGGGCAAUGGGGAGCCAUUGGUGUUCCCUGAACUGGGGUGACAGGGUCAGACCUGAGCUUUGGGAAAUGACUUUGGAGGCUGGGUGGGGUUAGACUGGCAACAGGCAGACGAACUUCCCCCAGGCACCAGCUAAGAAGGGUUGGGUUGGCAUCAGGGGAGCGGCCAACGGAAGUGGAGAGAAAGGGACUUAGGGGAAGGUUGCUGUGGUUUGGCAACAGAUUGAGAAUGAGGUAGAAUUUGAGGGCAGCCUACAGGUUGGGAGCUUGGGGGACUGGGCUUCCUGAUCAUGGAAGAGGGGAGAAUUUGAGGGGAGACUCAAGUUCUGUGUUGGACAAGUUGGGCUUGAAAUGUUGACUGGACAUCUAGGUCCAUCCUUGUCAGAAAGAGUUGGGGGUGGGAUUGGAGGCCAGGAGAGAAUUUAGCAUGGGAUAUUUAUUUCAAUGUGGGACUCACCUGGAUGGAAAUGGAAUGGAAUCCAAGUGAGGCAGUAGAAAGGUAAAAGAGAACUAGGGGACACCUACACUUAGUGGGGAUUUUCAAGGUGUGAUCUUCCACAGGACAAGGGGAAGUGGGGGGACGAGUGUAGACAGGCCCGGGAAACAGCAGAGGAUCGAGGGACUGGAGGUCGCUGUGAAUAUGGGAGUCCUAAGGCUGGACUGAGGCAAUGAAAAAGGGUGACUAGAUGAAGGAAUUCGCAAAUGGAAUUCAAAUUCUUGUGGGGAAUUAGAAGGCAAGUGUGACUGAGGGAAUGGGAGAGCACUGAGGCCCUGCCCAUGGCCGGCUGAGGAAGGAUCAGGAGGUUAACCGACAGAGCUCCCUUCGCAGCCCGGGUUCGGACAGAGAGAAGUCACCGCCUCCCCUCCUCCUAGAGUUUGAAUCUCGGGAAAUAGAAAGUUGGCGCAGAAUAACCGGAGAGGGGUAAGGGGAGGAGAGGAAGGGCAGCCCGCUUGGGGCUCCUCCUACCCAUUCUCUCGUCCGACUGCAGUGUCAGGCUGAGUAUACUCAGCUCCCUGCGCUCCAGACUCCUCGCGGUGUUCCAGGCUCCCGGCAGUGUUCCAGACUCCUUGAGCACCGGCUCCCGGCCCUGUUUCAGGCAUCCCGUCCUGUUCCAGGUUUUCAGGACUUCAGGUCCGGACGCCAUGAACACGAACCAGGCAGUCCCCUUGGGGCAACUCAACCGAGCUUUUUCUCCCCCGAACUAUGAGCUUCUCUCAGAGGAGCCAGAACUGAGGCCUCCGGGGCAGGACCCAGCCUCCACCAUCAUCAGCGUGCACUCCUAUGAGCCUCCCCCGAAAGAUUUCUUUGUCUGGUCUGUGUUCAACACAUUGUACAUGAACUUCUGCUGCCUGGGUUUCAUGGCCCUGGUGUUUUCCAUAAAGGCCAGGGACCGGAAGUUGGUGGGUGACCUGCAUGCGGCCCAGAGCUACGGCUCCACAGCCAAGUGUCUCAACAUCUGCGCUCUGACCUUCUCACUUCUGCUGGUCCUCGUCACCGUGGUGACCGUUAGCAUCCUCAUGUCAGUCUGAAAGUCAUCAUCUCUCCGCUCCUGAGAGCUUUGGGUGACUGAGAAAUGCGCUUUUAAUUUCAACAGCUUGGAGCAUCUGGAAAGAGAUGAGGGACGUCGGGAAAAUGAAAUCUUUAUCAGAGACAAAUCCCCCCCUUAUCUAUUUCCGGCCUAAUGGUAAUUAGAGUGCUUUGACAAAAAUCAUUUUCAUUCCAUGUGAUCAAAAGUAUCCAUUUGAUCUUAUGUGACUCCACUUUGUCACGGAAAUGGUCCCAAUAUGCUCAAGCUCAACAGAGCCUGCCAUCCAAUGGCACAAUGUGGUCGUUCCCUGGGGCAGCAGCAGUUCCCAGCUUGGUGGUCACUAAGAUGCUCACUCGGGUUAUCAACGGGGCCACGAUCUGGAUCUGAGAGGGAACCUCUAUCUGGCCAGCAUGAGAGCAGCUUCCCAAGCCUGUGGCCUCCCAGGAUGGCUUCCCCCUUGCCUCCAGAAUCGGGGUGGGAUAUGUCAUUUUUGGUCCUCAAGACCAAGAGAUGCUGUAUUUCCCCAAGUCCCCUUUGUAUGUUUGGGUAUCAAAUCCUUUAACUAAAAGGUCCUGGGAGAAGGUGGCAGCUGAGAUCCUGAGCAAGAUCUGAGGCUCCUUUAAUAAAGUGCCAUUGACUCAGA
Messenger RNA from Antechinus flavipes (yellow-footed antechinus), 2226 nucleotides. Its product is annotated as interferon-induced transmembrane protein 1-like. NCBI's taxonomy places the organism in Eukaryota, Metazoa, Chordata, Mammalia, Dasyuromorphia, Dasyuridae. The record is from RefSeq and is a predicted model, not a curated record. Gene Ontology annotation, cellular component: plasma membrane. Gene Ontology annotation, biological process: defense response to virus; response to interferon-beta; negative regulation of viral genome replication. The transcript has 3 exons. The coding region runs from base 1198 to 1584 and encodes 128 amino acids.